Molecule: messenger RNA, 1822 nt
Organism: Bolinopsis microptera
Lineage: Eukaryota; Metazoa; Ctenophora; Tentaculata; Lobata; Bolinopsidae
Product: signal recognition particle subunit SRP68-like
Exons: 12
Coding region: 3-1724 (573 amino acids)
Biological process (GO): SRP-dependent cotranslational protein targeting to membrane
Cellular component (GO): signal recognition particle, endoplasmic reticulum targeting
Molecular function (GO): signal recognition particle binding; 7S RNA binding; endoplasmic reticulum signal sequence receptor activity
Source: RefSeq, a predicted model, not a curated record
GGAUGGUAGCAGAAAAUGAUAAUUUAUCAGAUGUUAAGAUAGAAGAUAUACAACUAGAGGAUGCUGCUGACAAAUCUGAGGAACUUGUCUGUCCCUUCGCUCUCAGUCUGCUGAAGGAAAUAAAAGAAUAUCAGAAUCUACACGGUCUGAAACACGAUGAUUACCAAAGAUAUAGACAGUACUGCAGCCGCAGACUUCAUCGUCUUUACAAAGGACUGAAAUUUCUGCACGGCGGUAAGAAGUUCACUAACAAGAAGAUAACGCCUGAUCUAUUUGUAAAGGAUAUCAGGUACAUGCAGAUCAUACUCCUGCAGGCCGAGAGAGCAUGGGCUUACGCUAUGGAUCUCAAACAGUUCGCUAACACUGAGUCUAGGAAACAGGUUCACCUGAUAGCUAAACUGAAGAAAGCAGUGUUCUACGCAGCAGAGUUGGCAUCUAACUGCGUCUCUCUAAAAUGUGAUACAACUACACAGCUAGAAGCUAAAGCUUAUCACCACUACAUGACAGGGGUUCUGCUGUUCGAACAGGGAAACUGGCAGAAAUCUGUCGUCUCUCUUUCAGCCGCCCAGAAGAUUUACAAUAAACUCGCCGAUGCGGUAGAGGACAGCGAGCUGUACCGUGAGAAACACGACGAGAUGACCCCUAAAGUGCAGUACUGUCUGUACAAUAUACAGAGUAUGGGUGGGGAGAAUGUACAGGGAGAGGACGGAGAGGGAUUGUUUCAAGAGCUGGAUAGUAUCAUCGCUAACAAGGCCACUAAAUCUGCUGCCGCUGUUCGUGAAAUCAAAUGGGAAGGUAAAGGUUUCACCAUAUCUAACGAUGAUAUCAAGAUACAACUGGUGCAAAUGGAAGAUAAUAUCCAACUUGCAAAGGAAUGUAGCGACCAUGAUAAGCGACUGGAACUGUACGAGGAGAUAUUAUCAGCCUGCCGAGAAAUCUCCCAACAGAUUAAGAAGGGUGACAAGACAGAGAGUUUGGAAUUAAUGACGGAUUAUUUCACCUACAUUCGCAUUAAAAACACUGUAGAUCGGUUCCUGGCUAUGGCUCAACAGGUAGCAGACAGACUAGCAGGAGUUGUGGAGACUAGAGCUGGCUCUAAAAUAGCCAGACCUGAGGACCUGGUGCGGCUAUACGAUAUUAUCUUGCAGAACUAUGCGGAUAUGAGGGAUGUUACUUCUCUCGAUAAAGAUGGAGAUACCUAUCAGAUGAUUGAUGUUAAUACUAUGUAUUACAGGACUAAACGGUGUUUCUAUAUAGCAGAGUGUCACUUAGGUCAAAGUAACUGGUUGAAUGCUAUUGUACUGUACGAUAAGUGCAGUGAACAUAUUGAGCAGACAAUUCAGGCAGCUAACGCUCUUCAAUCUAGUAAAAAUCAGUCUAUGAUAGAAGAUUUGCAAGUGUUAAGUAAACAGAUAUACAGCCAGAGAUGUUCAGCACAUGCCUCCGCUUUCUUACAAACCCAACUUGUAGAAGAGGAAAUGAAAGAGAUUUCAUCUGAUAAAAACAAGAUGCUGGCCGACAGUUUGGAAGAAUUUAAAAUAUUAAAGAACGAGAGCGAUUUACCUACGAUAGCCACGCUACCUCCAGAUUUCCAGCCUAUACCUUGCAAACCCACUUUCUUUGAUAUCUCGCUCAAUCAUAUAGAAUUCCCGGAUCUCGAAGAGAGGGUCGAAAAGGAAUCUUCGGGUAUCUUAGGAUUCACCAAAUGGAUCUGGGGGAAAUAGAGGAUUGGAAAUAUAUUUGGGACACUUAAUUCGUUUUAUCUUGAGCUAUAAUAUUGUAUAUGAUUAAAUGGUUGACCAAUUUUACUAAUCUUGACAGG